UAGGCCGAAUAGCAUGUUUACAAACUCCUUUCCUGUUUAAAAAAUCAAAGCAUAAACAAAACAUGGCUAGCAAAACAAAACGUCAACGUCAAACUCGGGCGCUCGGCCGCUGGCGGCGGUCACGGAAACUUUGUUUUGAAUUAAAAUGUUCAAAUUACCGUUAAGAAAAUUGUAUUUUCUAGUGAAGCUAUGUUUUCUAUUCAUGAUAGUUUUAGUUACUUUGAGUUUAUUCGAAUACUGGCGCGGAGGAAGACGCGCUACGCGAGCGGUUAUACUGGAGCCCGACGAAGAUGUUUACGAGAGGCAGAUCCUUGAGGAUGAGGCUCGGAUAAUCCCUGGCUUGGGUGAGGGAGGCAAGCCUGCAUACCUCACCGGCGAAGACAAGCGUUUAGGAGAAGAAACGGAGAAGAAAUACGCCGUUAACACUUACUUGAGCGAUCGCAUUGCUUACAACAGGACUUUAAAAGAUUUCCGUAAUCCAGCGUGCGAGCGUAUCACAUACGACGCGGAACUGCCUUCCACUUCUGUCAUCAUCAUCUUCCACAACGAGCCAUAUUCUGUCGUCAUUAGAACGAUAUGGAGCGUCCUGAACACGGCGCGGCGCGACCAGCCGUGGCAUCGCCGCGCCGACUACCUCGAGCGCGGCACCGGCCGCAUCAUGAAACUAGGUUACCCCGGUCAACCCGAGGACUCCGAGCACGUGUACCUGAAGGAAAUCAUCUUGGUAGACGACAACUCCACCCUCCCCGAGCUGCGCGGGAAACUGGCGCGGUACAUCAGGACAAGACUCCCCCUCGACAUGGUGCGCGUGCUGCGGCUGCCUGACAGGAUAGGCCUGACGCGCGCUCGCCUGGCCGGCGCCCGCUAUGCCAGCGGCGACGUCCUCAUCUUCCUCGACGCCCACUGCGAGGGCGUCACGGACUGGAUGCGCCCCAUGCUGCAGAGGAUCAAGGACGCGCCGACGGCCGUCGUCAUGCCCAUUAUAGACGUGGUCGAACACAAGGACUUCCUCUAUAGCGUGCAGGACCCCGCCAUGUUUCAGGUCGGCGGGUUCACGUUCGUGGGGCACUUCACGUGGAUCGACGUGCCCGAGCGGGAGAAGAGACGGCGAGGAUCCGACAUCGCCCCGACCUGGUCCCCAACCAUGGCGGGCGGUCUGUUUGCGAUCCGCCGGGAAUACUACUGGGAGCUGGGAGCGUACGACGAACAGAUGGCCGGCUGGGGCGGGGAGAACCUGGAGAUGAGCUUCCGCAUCUGGCAGUGCGGCGGCACCCUAGAAACGAUCCCUUGUUCCCGUGUCGGGCACGUGUUCCGCGCCUUCCAUCCUUACGGUCUCCCGGCCAACAGCGACACGCACGGAAUCAACACAGCGCGUAUGGCCGAAGUGUGGAUGGAUGAUUACGCAGAACUGUUCUACCUGCACCGGCCCGAUCUACGCAAAAAUCCAAAAAUCGGCGACGUAACCCAUCGCAAAAUACUUCGAGAGAAACUCCAUUGCAAGAGCUUUCAAUGGUUCCUCGACAACGUGUACCAGGAGAAGUAUGUGCCCGUGCGGGACUCGCAGGCUUUCGGCAGGGUUUCUAACAUGGCAACGAACCUCUGCCUUGACACGAUGCAACGCGAGGGAGAGGCCACGCCGCUCGGCUUCUAUCCUUGUCACGCACAGCUGACCGACACCCAGUUCCUGUCUCUGUCACUCGCGGGGCAGCUGAGAGACGAGGAGCGAUGCGCUGAAAUACAGUUUAUGAGGGACGCGCACCUGUCGGGGGAGGACGAGAGCGCGGCGCGGGUUGUCGUGAUGGUGACCUGCCGGGACAAAGCUGCUAACAACAAAAUGCGAUGGCGCCACUUGGCCGCCACCGGGCAGCUGCAGCACGCGGACAGCGGGCUGUGCGUGGACGCGCGCGGCGCCCGCGCCGGCGACGACGCGCGAGCGCGGCCGUGUGCGCUCGACGACACGCCCGACCAGAGAUGGACGUUCGAUUAUGAUGGAGAGGAUUCACAUCCCGGAGUACUGCCUGCAGAGCUAGAGCAGCGUCUUAGCAAAAUAAAGAGACAGCGCCGCAAGUCCCGCUCGCUCCUGUCCGUGUCCGCGGAGGAGGGCGGGGCGGGGGCGGUGGCGGGGUCGGGGGCGGGGUCGGGGCAGGGGGCGGGUGCGUGGGAGCGGGACGGGGCGCGGCCGUCUCCCUCUCCCCGCGUCCCGCACGUCAAGCGCCGCCGCCGCAGCAAGAAGAAACAGAAGCGGGUCCACAAGAACAAGUUCAUCGUGAGGGUGGAGCGAACACUGACCAACAGCAGCGUGGAACAUCUGGAGAUGGACAUACACUGCAAGCAUCGCAGACUGUAUCCCAACAACAGCUUCGUCAGGGACUUGGUCUCCAUUCUUAAUGAUAAAAAUAUACGGGUGAUAAACAACGGGCGCGUGUUCGAGAAGAACAAGGUCACCGACCUCAAGGACCACCUGCGGAACCAGGAACGCAGACAAACCUCAACAGCGCCCGACGAAGGGUCGCCGGAAGGCACCAUAAAGCCGUGGACGAGCGCUCCCCCCGCGCCCGCGCCGCUGAGCACGCACCACGCCCACCAGGACGACGACGUGGCUGUGCCAACUACAGAGUUCGCCAAGCCAAAGAAGCGGCACCACAAGAAACGGCUUCCAAAGCGCGCGCGAGAGCGCCUCGAGCAUUCCCUGCUGCUCGACGACGACAGCGGAGACCAAGUGGCUAUUGGUGGCUUGAACCACACCGACGCGAAGCUGCGCGCCGCCGGGCGAGAAUCCGAGCGAGAGCCAGACACACGCGAAAAGCCGCACCGCCCGUGGCCCUCGAGCGAGCGAGAGUUUUACGUGCACACCGCGCGCCCCGAUAGCGUCGAGAUACAUCUCACACACACGGACACGGCGAGGGACAAGGACACGCGGGGGAACAGAGACGACAGGGGUGUUAAUUUUAUUAUGUAA
Molecule: messenger RNA, 2959 nt
Organism: Cydia strobilella
Lineage: Eukaryota; Metazoa; Arthropoda; Insecta; Lepidoptera; Tortricidae
Product: polypeptide N-acetylgalactosaminyltransferase 1-like
Exons: 21
Coding region: 146-2959 (937 amino acids)
Biological process (GO): protein O-linked glycosylation
Cellular component (GO): Golgi apparatus
Molecular function (GO): polypeptide N-acetylgalactosaminyltransferase activity
Source: RefSeq, a predicted model, not a curated record